This is a messenger RNA of Diatraea saccharalis (sugarcane borer), 2328 nucleotides long. The record is from the annotation of a GenBank genome assembly. NCBI's taxonomy places the organism in Eukaryota, Metazoa, Arthropoda, Insecta, Lepidoptera, Crambidae.
AUGCUUCGCACUGCGCAUAUCUUGCAUCAUCAAGCUCUAGAAGUGAUAUCACUCGCUGAAGGUCAGAGUUCAUUAUUUAAGCUUAAUAAUCAACAGGACAGCAUGUUUCCGCAAAUUCAGAAUAAAGUUAAUGGUCAAAUGAUGAACUUCAAUAAUAUCGUAAUGAUAUCAAUCAUUGAUGAAUUGUUAAGUAAACAAGCUUACUUUGUAGAAUUUCAUUCAAUGAAUUUGACGAAUGAAGUGCCCUUCGAAGGAGUCGAUAACUACGUCUGUGUGCCGCAUUCAUGGGUGAUAAUAAAAAGGUCGACAGACAACAAGGUCUUUGUUGCCUACCCAAAUCAAGAAGAUCUCUUUGACACAAGAGAUCGUGUUAAGAGAAACGAAAACUGCAUCGAGGAAUGGAAGUGUUAUAUGGCCGAAAUUAGGUUCGAAACAUCUGCUCAAUCAAAGCCAACGACGGACAGAAAAUUAACGAGUAGUAGUCGAAGCUAUUUGUCGAAGUUCACGAAAAAUAAACCUCAGCUAACACCAAAAACGAUUAAGAAUCUUCAGAUGUUUCCGGCGAAAAUGUCACUGAAACUGGCAGCACGACCAAAAGCCGCGGAACAGCGUGAUGAAGGGCAGCGAAUACAGGAUAAUGCCGGGUGUUCAAAGGCAAAACAAUCUGCUAUAAUUGGAGAGCUUGAUCGAACAAAAGCAACUGUUGCAUCAUCCAGCGACAAACCUGCCUCUUCUCAGCUCACAAGUGAAAAGCGUUACCGAUCUUCACCAGUACCUCAAGCCAAAAAGCAGCUCCCAAGUUUGCCAAUUAUAGAUGUUGAUACAGCGACAGAAGUCAUCGGUAUUGACAAAGAAGACGAGUUGCAAGAAAAACAGCAGAGUGAAGCGAAUACCGACAGCCAAAGUCAACGUGCUAAUAAUCUGUCGGCUACAUCAGUGGCACCACCACAACCUUCUACGUCAAUUCAGCAGUCUCCUCAUUCGGCUCAUCAUGAUCAUCGAAAACAUUCGCAGGACGGGAAAAAUUCACACAUUGUACCGGUAAAAACAGAAGUUCAAUCUGUUAUAGAAAAUGACACCAAUGAAACACCAUGUAAUGUUAGAAUUUUAUAUAACGAGCCAAAUACUUCUCACCUUCUACCUAAAUCUCCAAAAAUGAGCGCCCAACUGUACGACCAUGUGAAUGAGAGACCGUCUAUGAUACCGAUGCAUGAGCUAGUUGGGAAGCGAAUACGUCUUGCGAAUUCUGAGAGACUUAUGGCCAUUGCCGCGCAGAACCCAUCAAAUCUGAUGGACCAAAGAAGAUCAUCACCACCAGAGAAACAGAAACCACCUGUGAAUAUUCCAGAUUUCGGAAUAAAUAUUGGAAAAUCCUUCAACAUGAAUGCUCUAGAUCCAAAGGUAGUUCUUGAGAGAAUCGAUGAUGUCGCAUCCGUUGUACAGCACACUCCAAGCUUACCUCAUCAACGUCCUAGCUUCGUCCGACGAGUAAAUAAACGACGAUAUUCACCACCUCUAAAACAAUGUCAGCAGCAGCCAAUGGAUGUUCCAGAAACACUUCAACGACGCAGAGGAUCGCACAGUAUCACUCAGAGAACUGAUCUUGAAGAACUUUCGAUGCGUGAAGCAUCUUCUGUGCAGCGUCUUUCUAAUCCAGCUGCUAACCAGCCGAGUAAGAGUGCCCCGCAAUCUUAUCAAGGCACUUUCCAUCAAGAAAAAAAUCAAGAUCUACGCAGGGUGUAUCCGAACUCAAACUUCUCACUACAAAGACAGCCGCCACAGUAUUAUCCAGAUACACAACGAUACACAUAUAUACCAGACUUGCAGCGAUUAGAAACAAGAGUUCAAGGAAAACCAAUCGACCGCAAUCCAGGUUCUGAAAUUCCCUCUCAAUACAUCAUACCACCAGCAGCAGCAGGUGAAUUUCGCAGCUUGGAAGGGCCAUCGUAUUCAUCCCAACAAUAUCGAAGAGAACUAUUAAGAUCUGGUAGUGAUAAUCUGCAUCAGCCCUUUCUGCCACACCAACGAAUGCCCUAUCAACUUCCUGAUAUGGCUAUGAAACAAGUUCUCUCCGAAAGUAACAUUGCCAACUCAUCUACCGUACGAAGCCCCCCAAGAUCAGCGGAUCAUAUUCGUCAUACCGAUAAAUGUAUGAAAGUAGACCCUGUAUUUCCUGACAAAGUACUUUUCCACAUCCUAAAGUUGCUGUGGAUCAUGAAGUCCUUUCAGAGCAAGAGACGUUUACUAGCAAUGCUGACUAUGCAGGAAUUUCAGGUAAACAAGACUCUGCAUCAUCAAAGAAACAGCUACAUGCUAGAAUCGUUUUAG